GCAGUCCGUCGGUCUGACAUCACGAAAAUCUUUUUGAGUGCUCGUUUAAAAAUGGCGUAUCACAGUCCCUACAGAGCCCCGGCGCACAUGAACGCUCCUCCGGACCAGGGCUUUCUGUGGAAUAUCUUCCAGAGGGUCGACAAAGACCGGAGCGGAGUGAUAUCAGACUCGGAGCUUCAACAGGCCUUAUCGAAUGGCACAUGGACUCCCUUCAACCCAGUGACGGUUCGCUCCAUCAUAUCCAUGUUCGACAGGGAAAACAAAGGCGGCGUGAACUUCAACGAGUUCGCCGGUGUGUGGAAGUACAUCACAGACUGGCAGAACAUCUUCAGGACCUACGACAGGGACAAUUCUGGCUUCAUUGAUAAGAACGAGCUCAAACAGGCACUAACUGGAUUUGGUGAGACACAAAGCUAUCGUCUGUCGGACCAGUUCUACAGCACGUUGAUAGAGAAGUUUGACCGCCAGAGGAAGGGACAAGUGGCCUUCGACGACUUCAUCCAGUGCUGCAUUGUUCUACAGAGGUUGACCGACGUGUUCAGGCGGUACGAUACAGAUCAGGAUGGCUGGAUCCAGGUUUCAUAUGAACAGUAUCUUUCCAUGGUCUUUAAUGUAGUAUAACGCACACGGAUCUUCACAGAAGAGCACAACUGGACACAACUGUGCCAAAGCCCCUGGCACCUCCCGAAUGUCGGCCAUGGUGGACAAUACAAGAUUUUUUUAAAACCUCAUUUUUAGCCCCAGCUGGGCUGUUUCACACAAAUUUAUAAACCUCAGGGUUCCCAGGUGUGCUUGAAAACCUUGACAGUUUGGGGAAGGGGAAAUUGGGUCUGGAAAGCCUUGAAAAGUCUUUAAAUAUUAUGUUAAGACAGUGUGGGAACCCUGAAAACUAACACAAGAUAACAUUUAGGGACGUUAUAUUAUUUUUAAGGACACAAUGCCUUCCAGAUGACGGUAUUUGUGAGUAUAAAAAGAUUUAAGGAAUUUAGGAUUUAAAAAAGAUCUUGUAGUGUUUUAUUCGUUGACCAACUUGGACGAUGCCUGUGUUGGCGACUCGAUCGGGGGAAAUCUUGUGGACACUUGUCUUGUCAGUCUAACUGUUAUCGUCAACAAACCUUUUAAUGUCUUAACUUUAAUUAUUAAAAUUAAAAAAUAACUGUGUUAAGAGUAAAAUGAUGCAUUGUAAAUAUGAUUUAAGAUGCAUUGCAUGCUUUUCAGGGAAAUUUAGCCCCACUUUAAAGCAUGCUUUCCCCUUUCUCUUAUAUUUCCUCAGCCCUAUUUUGCUCAAAGCCAUGUUUACAAAAACUGUGAAAGCAGGUGACGCUCUGCUUUGAGAUUCACUGACAUGCCAGCUUACAUGCCAUAUUUGUACAAACAUUUUUAACGGCAAACCUUCAACUGUUAGGACAUAGAACUUUUGGUAGAGGGUGAGCAUAAUGCCUUUAGUAUGGCUUAUUUUUUUGUGCAUGAUGCCUUAAAAUGUGUUAAAAAAAACAACAACAACACAAAAGAGAAAUCUUUUAUUAAAAAAGAAAGAAAAUCUGA
This is a messenger RNA of Scophthalmus maximus (turbot), 1545 nucleotides long. RefSeq names its product programmed cell death 6 (gene pdcd6). The coding region runs from base 52 to 621 and encodes 189 amino acids. NCBI's taxonomy places the organism in Eukaryota, Metazoa, Chordata, Actinopteri, Pleuronectiformes, Scophthalmidae. The record is from RefSeq and is a predicted model, not a curated record. Gene Ontology annotation, molecular function: calcium ion binding. The transcript is spliced from 6 exons.